Spizellomyces punctatus DAOM BR117 is the source of this 612-nucleotide messenger RNA. RefSeq lists its product as uncharacterized. Bases 1 to 612 code for a protein of 203 amino acids. Gene Ontology annotation, biological process: proteasome regulatory particle assembly. The record is from RefSeq and is a predicted model, not a curated record. Gene Ontology annotation, molecular function: protein binding. Lineage: Eukaryota; Fungi; Chytridiomycota; Chytridiomycetes; Spizellomycetales; Spizellomycetaceae. The transcript has 7 exons. Gene Ontology annotation, cellular component: cytoplasm; nucleus.
AUGACGGCACCAACUCACGCAGAACUCGUCGCAAAAGCCCAACGCCUUGUCCGGGAAAAAGAUGCCCUGGAAGCCCACAUCCGUGAACUCGAGCAAGUCCUUCAAUCCCAAGGUGUUGGCAUGGAUGACCCACUCACAGAUGCAGCAGGAUUUCCCCGAGCCGAUAUCGACGUUUACCAAAUACGACAUGCGCGUGUAGAGAUCAUUCGAAAGAAGAACGACCUGAAGGCUAUCAUGAAAGAUAUCGAACAAGCUCUGCACGAUGUACAUGCUCAGGCAAAGUUGGAACCCACUGUGACUGCCGCAGAGACGCGCGAGAGAACGACGAUAAACGAUGACAAUUUGAAACCCUUUGCGCUGGUUAAUGGUGUCGCACCAGAUAGUCCGGCAGAUGAAGCUGGGAUGAAACGGAAUGAUCUGAUUCUCCGAUUUGGCACUGUCGAUGCAACACAUCGGGAAGGGCUCAAGAGGCUCUCCGAUCUCGUGGCAGGGAGUGAAAACAAACCGAUUGAUAUACUAGUUCGGCGGGACGGAACUGUCACAGCACUAACAGUUACCCCCCACAAAUGGAGUGGAAGAGGACUGCUUGGGUGCCAUCUGGUACCAAGUUGA